AUGGAGUUGAAAAAUGAGCCGGCAUUAAAUCUGGGUCCUCAACCGACGCCGGAGAUGGAGGCAAUCGCGCGCGAGGUUGACGCGCUCGCUCGCGAACGUCUCGCCCUAGACGCUGAGCUGGCGACCAAGCAGCGGGAACUCUACGUCAAGACCGGAGAGGCGGACAGUCUACAGAGCGAGCUCGACACGUUGACGGCGACAUUGAAACAGUUAGAAAACCAAAAAGGGGAAGCACAGAAGAGAUUAAAUGAUUUAAAAGCGCAGGUGGAGAAGCUGCGGUCGCAGGUGUCUGCGCAGGAAGCGGCCGCAGCGGAGACGGAGGCGGAGGUGGCGGCGCGACGGGCACAAGCUAAUUCGUUGCGGGAGCGCGAGCAAGCGUUGCAACAGGAACACGACGCGCACACGCAGCAAGCUGACCAACUCACCGCCCACUUGAGACGCGCCGUGCUUGCACUCAGCCAGGCGAACAUAAAAAUCACUCACCUGGAGGAGCAGCACCGGUUGAUAGAGAAUGCGGUGGAGGCUCUGUCUGCUGGUGGGACGGCCGCGGCCGCCGCCGCUCAGCUGCAGCCGCAGUUCUCGAGGGAACACCUCGACAAACUCGUGCGCGGAGCCACGCCCAGCGACGCACUAGAGGAUGAUUCGUUUUCCAAGAACGAGUUCGGUGCGAUGAACGGCUCGACGGGGUUCGAAUCGGAUCCGUUCAAAGACGCUUCGUUUGGCGGCGUCGCUCCAAACGAUCCAUUUGCGCCCGCCGGAAACGCGGCGCCGAUACAGGAUGGGUUCGGUUCGGAUCCGUUUGCUCCCAGCAGUGGAUCGGAUCCGUUCGCCGGAGACGCUUUCGCUCCUACUGACAAUAAGAAUAAGGAUAACGACGAUGCGUGGGCUGCGGAUCCGUUCGCGGUGCUGCACGCGCCCGUGCGGGGGGCCGCGGGAGGGGGGGCUGCAUCGCCCACCCCGCGCCUGCCGCCCAAGCAACCACCGCCACGCCCCGCCCCGCCCCGACCCACCCCGCCACACAAGAUUGUUUCUCUCACGAAACAGAACACUAUAUUUAACAUUCCGUCCAACUGCUCGUAAUCGCCGAAUAUUAAAUUUGGUAUUCGUAUAGUAAAGUGGUAUUCGUUGCAUCAUUUCUUCGAACGUCUGAUUGAUAGAGUACACUGUAUAGAAAAAUUAUAUCGCAGAACACACAGAAAUCUAAGUCACCUUUAUAUUUUUACGUAAUUAGGGAAAAAACUCAAUCAUAAAGUACCUGCAUAUGUAUCAGUAAUUUAAAAAAAUAAAAAUUACAUCAGUAUUAAAAUUGUUAGGUUUGAAGUGGCGAAAAUUUGGGGUAUUAUAUCUCUCUUUUCAGUCGUUUCUCUUACGAUUUUUUAAGUUGGUUUAUUUUUUUAUUGUUACGUAUUAUCCUUAAUAUAUUUUGGAGAUCCAAGUUUUCUAAAAUUAAUUAAUGAUAAUUAUUAAUUCAAAAAUCUACAAAUAUAAAAAUAAUAGUUCCUAUUUAAAAAUAAUAGUAAUAAAUUUCUAUAAUUUUUUAACUUUUUAGAGAAAAAAAUUCAUCAUUUUUCAAUGAUAAUUGAAAAUCAAAAUUAUAUAGAUACCGUAAAAAUAGCUUUACAUACCGUUUUUGUUGAAUAAAUGUAAGGUAGUUUUAAGCUAAUGUUUAAUUUUCAGAUUUUAUUUGAUUCUCCCCAAUUGUUUUGGUAAUGUGUUUACCCUUCCUGUCUGUCCCGCUGCAUGAUAGCGAUAGUACAGGCUAAUUUUAACUACUACAUACUUUACUUUUAACGCUGCAGAGAAAGUAAAAUGUACGUAAACAGUAUUAUGCACGAUGAUAAAAGUUAAAUUACGUCGCUUUGUGUAUGGUGCCAUCCAUUUACUACGUAACAAUAUUUGACGGCCUUUGAUUCUCUUUCCACCUAAACGAGAAAAUAAAAACCACUUCCCCUUGUUUAACAAAUUUAUAAAGUAAGAGUUAAAAAGAAAAAGAAAAUUAAGUACGGAGGGUUUAAAAAACAAUAAAGCGCGGUUGCACGUGCAUUUUCAAAGUAUUACUUUAUUUUUUGUGAACUUACUCAGAGCUAAGACUACCCUUCCUUCCCCGUGAAAAAAGAUAGACAUCAACUCCCCUUUCCCAUUCAAUAGUCUUACGUAAUAAACGGAUGGCGCCUAAGUUUAAAGAGAAUGGCAUUUUAUUAUUUCCAUUCGCUUCGUGUUUAUUUUAAAAUGACCAAUCUCAUAAUUGAAAUUGUUUCUCUAGUGUUGCUUUGAUAUUGUUAACGUAAAAGUUUAUAAUUACUAUAGAUCGGUUUGUUU
Molecule: messenger RNA, 2319 nt
Organism: Diatraea saccharalis (sugarcane borer)
Lineage: Eukaryota; Metazoa; Arthropoda; Insecta; Lepidoptera; Crambidae
Source: the annotation of a GenBank genome assembly